Suillus subalutaceus is the source of this 864-nucleotide messenger RNA. RefSeq lists its product as uncharacterized. NCBI's taxonomy places the organism in Eukaryota, Fungi, Basidiomycota, Agaricomycetes, Boletales, Suillaceae. The transcript has 3 exons. The record is from RefSeq and is a predicted model, not a curated record. Bases 1 to 864 code for a protein of 287 amino acids.
AUGCCGAUCGAUAUUGCAAGAUAUAGCAAAUUGAUCUCCCCAAAGGACAUGGGGCGUAAUGAAGAGAGAGAGGAAAAGUUGCUCGAGAGGUGUCCUCCUGGCCAUGAGGGCACAAAGUUGAUCGACAUACCCGCUGAAGGAUCUUCAACUCAGCUGAGGAAUGAAAUUUGGGCGGCCUCGGAUUUGCUAGCUCCCAUGCUCAAACAAAGCAUAAAGCUCAAUGGGAUUUGGCAGACUAAUCAACAGUGGUUCACACCAAGCUCGGAAAAUGAUGUCCUAACUCCCGGAUGCAUUAAUUUAUCUCCGGCAUGGUUUCACCAGGGGCACGAGAAUCAGUCCGAUCUGGAGGUAUCUGCAUCAUUGAAGGGACCAUCCUCCGAGAACAUCCUCAAAGCCAUUGCAAGGCCAGCAGCCAUUGCCACAGCGGCACUCAGGGUGAUGCAUCCUGAGCAGUACUGGGCAGGGUUGCAAGCCUUUGCGAGCCUCGGAGAAAAGGCACGAAGCAAGGAACUGCCGAAGAUGUCAGAGACUCUCCAGUACUGGGCAACGGUGUUUAACAGCCUCACCAUCAUAUGCAAUCGGGAAACCCCGAAUGAUCAAGACCCCUCAUCGAUUUCCAAAUGCUUCGAUAUUCUCACUAGUGUGGGGAAUUAUUCUAAUGCUCGGAUGAGUAUGCCAAGCCUGCAGCUGGAGUUAAGGUACGAUCCGGGGUGCAUGAUUGCGUUUUCGGGAAGGAUUGUCAGACACACGGUUCAUGCAGUGGAAGGGGAUCGGAUUGCCUGGGCAUGGUAUAUGAGGGAUGCUGUUCAUGUUUAUGCUGGGAUUCCGUCGUGUGGAUGGGCAAGGUUGGAUUGGAAGAAGUAG